Saccostrea cuccullata (small rock oyster) is the source of this 781-nucleotide messenger RNA. RefSeq names its product C-type lectin domain family 3 member A-like. Gene Ontology annotation, molecular function: signaling receptor activity. The record is from RefSeq and is a predicted model, not a curated record. Lineage: Eukaryota; Metazoa; Mollusca; Bivalvia; Ostreida; Ostreidae. The transcript has 5 exons. Bases 240 to 716 code for a protein of 158 amino acids.
UCGUUAUCUCCAUAUCUUUCUCAAAGGAUAUGCUUUUUAUAUUCACAUAACAGUUAAAUAUUCCGAAUGUCUUUUAUUAAAAUGUAGGAUAAAAUCUAAAGUAUGGGUUAGUUGAAGUGUCUUGUGAUUUUGUCAUGUUUAAUUGUGAUAUUAUAUACCUUAAACCAGUGCGCAUUUUGAACGCUCUGUAAUAAGGUCGCUGUUUAUCGCGUAAGGAGAGCGACAAAAUCAUCAGUCUAAUGGAAGACAUUACAAUGAUCCGAGUGUUAAUAUUAUGGUCGGCUCCUUUGCUUAUUUGCGCAGAUUGCCCGACAGGAUGGAAGAACUUCCAAGACAAGUGUUACUUUUUGUCGCAUACUUUAGAAACCUGGACGGGGGCCUCGAUUAUUUGUCAAUCGUACCAUUCAAAGCUUGCAGAACCUAAUACACACUCUGAAAUUGGAUAUUUAUCCAGCGAGGUAUCAAGCGUGAGUGCCGGUGAGUUUUGGGUUGGGAUUACCGACAUUAUUGCGGAAAAUCAGUGGAUUUACGAUUCAUCUUUAACUCCGAUAGAAAUAACAAACUGGGGUCCAAACGAACCCGACGGACAACAGGGAGAGAACUGUGUUAUAAUGUCUGCGUGGUUUCAUGGAAAAUACGCCGAUGUUGAAUGUCACACAAAGCGCAAAUUCAUUUGUGAAAGAGACAAACCGUUAAUUGGGCAAAUUGUUGGAUAAAAUGUACGUAUUUCAAGGAUUCCCAAAAAUGUCCUACCAUUUGUGUUAAAAAUAUCUUCUUGAAA